This is a messenger RNA of Thecamonas trahens ATCC 50062, 609 nucleotides long. RefSeq names its product methionine sulfoxide reductase. The record is from RefSeq and is a predicted model, not a curated record. The transcript has 2 exons. Lineage: Eukaryota; Apusomonadida; Apusomonadidae. Gene Ontology annotation, molecular function: peptide-methionine (S)-S-oxide reductase activity. Bases 182 to 502 code for a protein of 106 amino acids.
GGUGGGGAGGCAGCACACGACUUGAACACGAUCAAUGGCUGCGUCCCCCAAGACCGAGAUCGCCACCUUUGGCAUGGGCUGAUUCUGGAACCCACAGCCGCUGUUCGACGCCACGCGCGGCGUUGUGAGCACGGUUGUGGGUUACACCGGCGGCACAACAAAGUCACCGACGUAUCGCUCCAUGGGUGACCACACCGAGGCCAUCCAGAUCACCUUUGAUCCCAACGUCGUCUCCUACGACACCCUUGUCGACAUCUUCUUCGACUCGCACGCCUGCUCUCGUCCGGUCGGUAAGAAGCGCCAGUACAUCUCCGCCAUCUGGUACGCGUCUGAGGAGCAGAAGGCCGUCGCCGAAGCCAAGAAGGCCGCCAUGGGCCCUCAGUGCACGACAGAAGUCGCUCCCGCCGGUCCUUGGUACGAUGCCGAGGAGUACCACCAAAAGUACAUCCAGAAGGCCAAGUCCAAGUCCAGGGGCUCCGGCGGCGCUUGCGCCAUGUGGUAAGGCACCGCAUUCGCCCGCGCUCUCCAUGCUGCAACGUAUCAUGACGCCGUCGGCGGGAAACGGCGCGCCUGCAAGCGCACCGUCUGCCGAUGGCCGAAUCCACCCUC